AGGCACCUUGCCCGGAUCUGGGCCUUGAGUCAAAGAUGGCAUUCGGGAACCAUCUUUCGAUGCGAUUCGCCGAGAAAGCCUCUGAAUAACCGGAUAUAAUUAUCACCACCACUCAACACUUUAACUACCGCCGCCGCGCCCUCAUUAACUAUGGCGCCCGCGCUUUGCGUCAACUGCAAAACUGAGCGAGCGCUGAUCAAACGGCCCAAGAACCACGCCAAGCUCUGCAAGACAUGUUUCAUCACUAUCUUCGAGGAUGAAGUUCACCACACCAUCACAUCAUCACAGCUGUUUCACCGAGGAGAGAAAGUGGCAAUAGGAGCGUCUGGCGGCAAGGAUUCGACAGUUUUGGCCUCGGUUCUUAAGACGUUGAAUGAGCGUCAUGACUAUGGCUUGGAUCUGGUUCUCUUGAGCAUAGACGAAGGGAUCAAAGGCUACCGUGAUGACUCGCUGGAGACGGUCAAGCGGAAUGCAGUUCAGUACGAUAUGCCUCUCACAGUGGUCGGGUAUGAUGAGCUGUACGGUUGGACGAUGGACCAGGUCGUCGAGACGAUCGGCAAGAAGGGAAACUGCACAUACUGCGGCGUCUUUCGUCGGCAGGCACUCGAUCGCGGCGCAAAGAUGCUCAGCAUCAAGCACGUCGUGACGGGCCACAACGCUGAUGACGUCGCCGAGACGGUCCUCAUGAACCUCCUCCGAGGCGACCUGGCGCGCCUCUCACGAAGCACUAGUAUCGUGACUGGAGACAACCGGUCCGAGGUGAAGAGAAGCAAGCCCCUUAAGUACUCGUACGAGAAGGAAAUCGUGCUGUAUGCUCAUCAUAAGAAGCUCGACUACUUCAGCACCGAGUGCAUAUACAGCCCCGAGGCAUUUCGUGGCAGCGCCAGGAGUCUCAUCAAGCAGUUGGAGAGGGUGCGUCCGACAGCCAUUCUCGACAUUGUCCGAAGUGGCGAGGACAUGGCGAGGCUGGUUCCCGGAGAGUCGCCGUCGUCCUGCGCUUGCAAGGGACAAAAGACAUCGCCUAUGGUGUCUGGGGAGGAUGACAUUGGUGGAUGCGGCUCGCAAAACGGACGUACAUCGGGGAACGAGAUGGCUGCUAUGGACAAGCAGCUAAGGGAGAAUGAAGCGCACGAAGGGCUCGAGGUCGACGUCGCAAUGGCUAUGUCUGAGAGCAAGAAGACCGGCGCUAAGAAGCAGAAGGAGCUUCCAAUAAGGAGCGGUAACGGAACCUCGAAGAAUGCCCCUCGGCAGGUCCGUGGUAACUGCAGCCGCUGUGGCUACAUGUCGAGUCAGGAAAUCUGCCAGGCAUGCAUGCUCCUCGAAGGUCUGAAUAAGAACCGGGCUCAGAUCCAAAUAUAGGUUUCUGUACAGGGGGAAUGUGGAUGAAUGGUACGAAACUGACGGCUGUCUGUGGUGUCUAUGUAUGGGUGCGCUCGGCUGUCUCCUGGGUAACCCCUCAUUUGUCUGCCGCAGGCGUCUUGACUUCGUUGGUUUAUGACAUCCUCCUCUCGACUCUCCAGGGGUUGUUUAAUUCGAACCCCCGCGGCGCUAUGGGGUUGUCUGUUUGCCCUCGCAAGUAUCCAGUAAGCCUCCUGUCGCGGUCCAUCACUGCAAACAAAUGUCAGCACACCGAAUGGCAAUAUUUCCCUUAAAUAUGAAGCUUCAAUCGUACUUUGCUGUUAAAGAGUUAGCAAUUCAUUCAUUCAGCGGCUCCCUCGAACAGUAUCUCGACCUACCUUAUCCCACUGGUCAACCGACC
Messenger RNA from Chaetomium fimeti, 1759 nucleotides. RefSeq lists its product as uncharacterized. The coding region runs from base 151 to 1359 and encodes 402 amino acids. Gene Ontology annotation, cellular component: mitochondrion; cytosolic tRNA wobble base thiouridylase complex. Gene Ontology annotation, molecular function: tRNA binding. Gene Ontology annotation, biological process: tRNA wobble position uridine thiolation. The transcript is spliced from 2 exons. NCBI's taxonomy places the organism in Eukaryota, Fungi, Ascomycota, Sordariomycetes, Sordariales, Chaetomiaceae. The record is from RefSeq and is a predicted model, not a curated record.